AAGCCUUGCAAUGGCUAAUCUUAGUACCUUUGAUCAUACUUUCUAAUAGCGAAAUAGUUGCUGACAAUGUUCUGAUAGUUGUUGGGUACUGUAUGCAAUUGAUCCCCCGUUUAUUGCUGACUGUAAACUGGGUUCCAUUUAUUAUCUUAACGUUGUGUAGUAUUUUCCACUGCAUGUCAUUUCAGGUUUUUGAUAAAUGCAUCAAGGGAGAAUUGAGAGGGAAGACCCGAGUUCUUGUUACAAAUCAACUGCAUUUCCUUUCACAGGUGGAUAGAAUCAUUUUGAUCCAUGAAGGUACUGUGAAAGAGGAGGGAACAUUUGAGGAGCUCUCUAACCAGGGGCCAUUGUUCCAAAAGCUUAUGGAAAAUGCUGGAAAGAUGGAGGAGUAUGAAGAAGAAACGGUAGAUACUGAAACUGCUGAUCCAAAGUCCUCUUCAAAACAGGUGGCCAAUGGAGAACUUAAUGAUACUGCAAAGAGUGGGAGUAAGGCAAAAGAAGGAAAAUCUGUCCUUAUUAAACAGGAAGAACGGGAAACAGGUGUUGUCAGUAUGAAAGUUUUAGCAAGAUACAAGACUGCAUUAGGAGGUCUUUGGGUGGUUGUAAUACUCUUUGGAUGCUAUUUCUUAACAGAGGUGUUACGAAUUUCAAGUAGCACAUGGUUGAGCCAUUGGACUGAUCAGAGUGCUUCAGUGGGCUAUGAUCCUGGAUUUUAUAAUCUGAUAUAUGCAGCUCUAUCAUUUGCUCAGGUUAUGGUGACUUUAACAAAUUCUUAUUGGUUGAUCAUAUCAAGUCUAUAUGCAGCCAGAAGGUUGCAUGAAGCCAUGCUUCACUCCAAAUUACGAGCUCCUAUGGUUUUUUUUUUCAUACAAAUCCACUUGGAAGAGUAAUCAACAGGUUUGCAAAGGAUUUAGGUGACAUUGAUCGUAAUGUUGCCCCAUUUGUCAAUAUGUUUCUGGGUCAAGUGUCUCAGCUCC
Arachis ipaensis is the source of this 974-nucleotide messenger RNA. The record is from RefSeq and is a predicted model, not a curated record. Lineage: Eukaryota; Viridiplantae; Streptophyta; Magnoliopsida; Fabales; Fabaceae.